UCAUCAUUAAAUAAGACUAAAUUUAACUAAGACUAAAUUUAAGAAUUUGCAGACAAAAAAUAAAUUUAGUAGUUGUAAUAUUGAUUUCACAAAUACCAAUUUAAUUAAUAUUUCUAAAAUUGUUAAAGCAAAAACUGACAACCGAAUUUAAAUAAAAGAAAUCAGCUGUUUGUAUAACACCUUGUAAAAAUGUGCCCUUGACAGUUUUAUUAACAAAAAGUUAACUUUACCAAAAGUGUUAUUAUAUUCGAAAAAAUUAACUUAUAACUACAUGAAUUUUUUAAUAUGAGUGAUAUUUCUAAAGAUUGUUUAGAGUGCCGUUUAAUUAGCGGAUUUGGUUUAAUUGGAGUUAGUGCUUACAUAUAUUUUCAAGCUAGACACAGAAAAAGGUGGGAAAACUAUACCAUGAAAAUUAUUUCAGCCGGUGUUGGUGUACUAGGAGGGGCACGUUUAUUAAAUCUGCCAUUUUUAAAAUCCAAAAAGGAGUAGCAAACUAAGAAAAAUACAUACAUACAUAUUUUUAUUUAAACAAAAAUCUUAAUAUCUAUUAAACUUAUAAUAUUUGUUAAUA
This is a messenger RNA of Lucilia cuprina (Australian sheep blowfly), 571 nucleotides long. RefSeq lists its product as uncharacterized. The transcript has 2 exons. The coding region runs from base 286 to 489 and encodes 67 amino acids. The record is from RefSeq and is a predicted model, not a curated record. NCBI's taxonomy places the organism in Eukaryota, Metazoa, Arthropoda, Insecta, Diptera, Calliphoridae.